Cyprinodon tularosa is the source of this 2355-nucleotide messenger RNA. It is a transcript of the gene aftphb, whose product is annotated as aftiphilin b. Gene Ontology annotation, biological process: intracellular transport. The transcript is spliced from 10 exons. Gene Ontology annotation, molecular function: clathrin binding. NCBI's taxonomy places the organism in Eukaryota, Metazoa, Chordata, Actinopteri, Cyprinodontiformes, Cyprinodontidae. Bases 118 to 2040 code for a protein of 640 amino acids. Gene Ontology annotation, cellular component: trans-Golgi network membrane; AP-1 adaptor complex. The record is from RefSeq and is a predicted model, not a curated record.
CUUGUUACCGACGUUCUACCUCAUUCCCAUACAGACUGAAGCUAAAGGAGGUGAUGGGGGAGCGGAACUGCGAAACUGACAGGCGCAUGAGGCCUUUGGGUCCUGCUAGAAAAACCCAUGGAGCCUGACGUGAUCCCCUUGCCCUCCUACACCCCCCCUCCUCUGGAUGGAGGAUCGGAGGAGGAGGAGUUUGGGGAUUUCUCUACAGGGGGGGUUUGCGCGACAAUCGUUCACGCCGGCCAAACAGAACCGACUUCCUUUUUCAGACAGACCUCUCCCAUGGAAAAGCCAUCCACCGCUCUGCCUAACCCUGCUGAAGAAACGCACCGCCCUCCCUCUGAGGAGUCCAGGAACCACGACUCUGAAUCUAAUUUACAUACUGGAGAAGAUCGUCUCUCUGAGACCUUUGGUAGCUCUAUAGCGAGCUCUUCUUUGGGGGAAACGGGCUUCGCUGAUUUUACUUUCUUCGCGGAGCAGGUGGGACACCCCUGGUGUUGCGGCUUCACAGAGGAGUGGGAUGGAAAAGUGGAAGAGCAGGACUGCGAUUCGAGUCGGGAAGUUAUUACGGAGCCUAGAUCUCAGCAUGUACCCAAGGCAAACAGAGGGGUCCGCGUUGAGAGGAAGCACUGUGACAGAAAUGCAGCAGUUCAAAACCACUGUCAGUCUCAGGAAGAUGAAGCAAAUAUACGGGCCCCCUGCCAUGACGGCCCGUCGUUGGAGGGGGACUCAGCAGACCUGGAGCCAAAUGUUUUAUCCCUCAUGUCUCAAAAUGGCCAGACUGAUUAUGAGACGGAAGUAGUGGAGGUCUGUCUCAUCAACAGCAGCACGGCAAAGACGGACGCUCCUCACUGCAAUGCGACUCAGGGAACCUCUGCUACCUCCUGCCAGCAACACUCUGGUACUCACUCUCAAGACAAGUGUGCAGACUCUGCAGACGUUAACAUGGAGCGUCACAGGGAACCUGUUGAGACAGCCGAUACAGGAGUGCGGAGUCUGGGAAGCCUUCCUCCAAGUGACAGCUUUGCAGAUUUCUGCUCAGCCCCUGGGCGGGACGAUGAAGAUGGGCCGUCGUGGGCCAACUUUACGGAGGAGAUGCGGACACAGCUUAGAGAGCCAGAGGAGGAGUCGGAACAGGACGGUGAAACAAGAAUGGAGAGAUGUCAGGCUUCAGCAUCCUGCAGUUUCCAGCGGCUCCUCCGGUCCAGUUUCCCAGAGGUAUUUGUCCCGGUUGUGGAAGCUGAGGAGGACCUGCCCAACCUUGGUGCUUUGCUUCACGUCCAGCACUGUGCAGAGACGGAGGAGGGGACGCCAGAACUCCGCCCAUCUCUGAGGAUUCAGCAGUUGAUGUUAAGUCCACAUGAGGACAUCCACGCCUCACUCAGCCUCCAGUUUAAGUGGGGGGGUUCCCACAGUAACACGACUCUGCUCAGGUGCCUUGGCGUGGACCCUCGGAACAUCGUUUUUAUCGGUACAAAGAAGCAAACUGUGGCUGUGCCAGCUUAUGCCUCCUCAUUGGGAAUGCUGGAUCCAACCAAAGACUCUCCGCCAGCCGUCUGCUCUCCAAGACGCGUGGCGCUCACUGCACCCUCCGCUCCCGAGGAAACACAGAAAUCCCCGAUAUGCUCAGCUCAGGAGCUUCCUUCGAAGACGCCGGACUGGAGCAGCAGAGGCCUUAGCGGCUCCCAGGAGGUCUGCUCCUCAUUCGACCUUGAUUAUUUUGGUUCUGAAGAAGAAAGCAUGUCCAGCAGCAGCAGGCGAACCAGCAGUCCUCCUCCAGGUGUUGACCGUGAGCUGUAUGAAUUAAUCAUCAGUAAACUGGAAACUGGCAACAGCCAGAAAGAAGAUGCUCUGAAUCGACUGAUGUCGGCUGCAGGGAGGACGAACGUAUCCGCCAGGAAGCCAUCAGCGCAAGAAGAGCUCAGUGCAGAGGCAGACAGAAUGAUUUCUGAACUUCCUGACCUGACCUUCAUGCAGGCCAAGGUUCUGAUGUUCCCAAUGUCUCUUGCCCCCAGCACUCACUCUUCUCCAGAACUAUUCUAACCUGCAACAUCAGAGGCUGCAUCUACAACAAAGAACUGUUUAAAAAGACAGGAAAAACACCACAUAUAUGAACUUUAUAUCAAUUGAUGUAGAAAAAAAGCAGAGCCUGACACUCUCCCUACUGGCCUAUUUCAUUUAUGCAGUCAGUGUUCUUUUAUUUUCCUUUACCAUACUGCGCCCUCUGCUGGCUGUUUACUUUUACCACUAUUGAGCACACUAAGUAUAGUAAAGUGUAGUCCUAAGAUUUUGUUUUUUAACCAACAUGUUUUUACUUUAGAUACUGCACUUUUUUCAAGUAUGUUUUAAGAAUGCAUA